Messenger RNA from Erythranthe guttata (spotted monkey flower), 525 nucleotides. The record is from RefSeq and is a predicted model, not a curated record. Lineage: Eukaryota; Viridiplantae; Streptophyta; Magnoliopsida; Lamiales; Phrymaceae.
AUGGAUGAUGAUAGGGAGAUACCUCUUAUUGUAGGGAUACCGUUUUUAGCCACGUCAAGAACUCUCAUUGAUUGUGCCAGUGGCAAUCGAGACGAUAGCGGAAACGAGAGUAGGAAGGAAAAAGUUUGCUUUAUAGACUCAACAAAAAUUCCUCCAAAAUAUGGUCGAAAAAGUUGGGGAGUUCACGACAAUGAGAGUGCAAGGAAACGGAUGUUGCCACCCAAAGAGCCAAACAAGUCACGAGUUAAGGCGUAUGUAAUCUAUUGGGUUCAUAAGGAUAGAGUCAAACGGAAAUUUCACAACAGACAAUUGGUGUCAUUGUGCAAAUCCCGUUUUUGGUUAUUCCCAAACAAGCUCAAAUUAAAGUGGUCGGAGCCGUUCAUUGUCCCAGAAAUUCUUCCUCACGAAGUAGUCAAAAUAAAAGAGUGUCACUCGGAUCGCAUGUUUAAAGUUAACGGGAGCCGGCUCAAGCAUUAUUGGGGAGGCAGUGAAGAUUGUCAAGUGACUCCGGUCACUUCAACUUAA